Molecule: messenger RNA, 2959 nt
Organism: Mizuhopecten yessoensis (Yesso scallop)
Lineage: Eukaryota; Metazoa; Mollusca; Bivalvia; Pectinida; Pectinidae
Exons: 3
Coding region: 394-1611 (405 amino acids)
Source: RefSeq, a predicted model, not a curated record
GUUGUGACCGAGCUGUCGUGGCGAGUUGUAAACCAACGGAUACCUAGAAUAGUUGAUAUUGAUUCGAUUUCUAUAUUUGAUGAGAUAUUUUAACUUUAGAACGGUUUUAAACAUUGAUAUAAAUAGUAUUGAUAUCGGUCACUUGGAGAGCAAUACUUGUUUUGAAGUGAACAAUCGGUGAAUGAAACUAUUGGAGAGAGCAGUAUUUAAACAGGGACACAGUAGAUGUAUUGGAGAGAGUGUUAGUUGUGCAGGGACACGGUAGUGACCUCUUCAGGGCCACAAUAGGGACAUGUGAGUGCGCUUCACCUCUGCAUUCACAUAGUGUAAUACACACAGUGACCGGAAGGAAAGAUAAUUCUUUGACUUCUAAAGCAGACACAAGUUAAUGGAAUGGAUACACAAAGAAAUGGUGAGGGCGACCUGACAAACGAUUUCGACCCCCCGGUGAUGAGGAAGAAGGAGCUGACAGAUUACGGUGGAGGGACCCCGGACUCUCAGAUCACACUCGUUUCUGUAAGGGUCCUGUCUGCUGACAUCACCAUUAAAAACGGCAUGAGGACCAGUGGCUUUCUGAGCAGGCGCCCGCAGACGUCUUACACUGAUCACAGAUUUGCCCCGUCCCCUCGGAUACGGUCAGCAAGCUGUAAGCCGGAUACCACCGCCAUGCCCCGUUCACACGUCAGCAUCGCCAGGUUCUAUGAUUGGUCAGAGGACCUAGGGGACUGUGUUUCUGUGUCAAAGUAUUACAGAGACCUAGCCACCGUACAAAAGAAUGGGACCGACAAGUUCCGUGGCAGGACGCCUUGGUGUUCCAAUGGUGUCCGUGUGAGUCCAGGAAGGAUGUUUCUCAGAGACAAGGCAGGAUUGACAAAGGGAGAAAAAGACAUUAUCGAAGGAAUUUACCGCAAUAGAGGAGAUGUUUUGAAGGACGAGACUCAACAAGUAACUACGAAAGACGAGUGGCAACUUGUAAAGAGUCACAAGGACGCUUGGUUGGUGGGUAAAUCCGUAUCCAAAAACGGGGUCCGUUCAGAUGGAGUUCGAACUGAUUCUUCCGUUGAUCUGAAACUACCGGAUAACCUGUUCAGUCGAUCUGUGGAUGUAAGUAACAAUUCUGAUAGCAUGACCCAAUCGACAAUUGCCGAAACAAAUAGUGAACCUGUGAAAGAGGACGACAUACUUGUAGCUCCCCCAUCGACACCCGAUAGGGAGCUUACACACGGCAGCUUUUCGGAUAACUCUUCCUCUGCUAACAGUAGAAAUCGAACGGUGUACCGGUGUGGAGAAAGAUCUGUGAUGACUGAUUCGGACAAUGUACUUGCUAAGAGCCAAACAUUCAGAUUAGAAUCUUCCGAACAUCAGAAACGUAAAGUAUUUGUCAAUGUGUUUCUCCCGCAAAGUUCUCCGGAAUUACUGCAGGAUCGCACACGAACAUCCAUGGAAAAGGACCGGAGUUCUUUGACAAGGGGGAGUUUGAGACGAGACGGUACGAGAUUCUCGCGUUAUACCGGAGACAAUUUUGUUCAACCUGCAACAUCCCUUUCCUAUUCUGAUUCUCGGAGGCACCAGCGGGGACUUACAGGUACAAUCAGUUCUGUAGGCGACUGAGGUCAUGUGUCUUUUACGGAACGAUGAUCGUAGUUGUGAUGACAGUACCACGAACCAUCUGGUAAAUAACCGGACAGUCCCUGUCAUCGUUGAAUGUGAUAGCGAAAUUGUCGUGGAAUAUUGCGAUGAAAUAUGGCUGUCACUAAAUCGUGAAUAUCUUCUGUAUCGCAUUGUUCAUGGAUUAUAGAUGUAGAUUUCUGGUAGAUUUCAUCUAUUGUACAAACGUGAAUCUCGGUCUAGUACACCUGGUAUUAAGUGCUAAUGUUAUCCAAUAGAUGGAUAUAUUAUACCUAGUGUUAUUGAGGUACUGGUUUGUGUCCGAGAGAUGAUUUUAAAGGGAUUCAUCUAGCCGAAUGGUGCUACAUAUGGCCAUUUCAUUGGGAUGUGUUGUUUGUGACAGUCUGUGAUAUGUCUAGGCAUUUUCGUGUUUGUAAGACGCUGUAACAAAAAUGUAUUUAUGUUUCAUAAGCAUGUUAUAUUUAUAAUAAACCUUUGCUAAAGAUAAGUGCAAGUCAUAUAAGUUUCAGCCAUGAAAAUACCUACAGAAUUUAGUAAAUAAUACAAAUCUUACACGUAUGUAUGUAACGGAGUGCAAUAUCAAACACCAAGCUAACGACUAUAUAGCGUAUAUACUGGACUCCUUAGUAUGUGUCUAGACUGAGGGGGACCAUUCAUAAGGUUUAUAUUUAUUGAUGUUGUAAGAAUAUUACGGAUAGGAGUUCUUGAUUUAAUAGUUGUGUACCACAAAACAGUCGCAGUUUAACAAUGGACAUUAUCCUAUAAUGAGUUUGAAUUCAACAUGACAGCGAAUAUUGAUCAAUUAUAGACUUUUGUUUAGGCAUAUAAUUAUGUAGUUAUUUGAACCUGAGAUAACGAUAUUGACCGAAAUAAAAUCGGGGUUAAUAUAAUGUUUCAGGUGCAUAUAUAGAGGUCUUACAUGAGCUUCCAUGUCAUAUUGAAGUUAUUAAAGGAAUUCAAUAAUUUGAUAUUAACGAGUUUAAUAAAUUCAAUUUGACAUGGACACGAAUGUAAGAUUCUAUUUAUCACAUAACAUUUAUAAUUUGAACACAAUUGUGUGUUAUUCGCUGACUCGAUAUUGGUUAAAAUCAAUCAUACUAUUGUCGUGCAAAAUAUUGUGGUUUUUUUUAAAAUAAUGAACAGUUUUAUGCAAUUGCAAAAACAUAAAAGCUUAUCAGAAAAAAAGGCAGUUCAUCAAGUUAACAAUUGUUUACCAAUCGCAUCACCUUUAGGUCUUAUUACACGUGUGUAUUACCAUAUCUAUGACAUGGCCGUAUGACAUAAUACAAUCGGUCACAUAUUCACCAGAAUAAAAUCCUCCGUUAAAUAC